GUUGUAAAGAAGGAAGCCCUGUUCUUUCCAUUAAAAUGAAGUGUUUUAAUUGCAACCCUGACCUUUCUGAACUGGAAGUGGUAAAACCUGAGGACAGUGGGAGACAAGGUUCCUACAAUCCUGUGUGUUUGGAGCCUUCCUGUAAGGAUUGCUUUAGAAACCAGGAAAGGCUGUCUUUCAUUGAGUCGCCAACUGUGGGACAUGAUAACAACAAGGAAAAUCAACAUGUACAGAAAAUCCUCAAUAGUCCCAGUGAAAUAGAAGAGCUAGAGGCCAGUAGACUGUAUGAAGACAGUGGCUAUUUGUCAUUUACACAUCAAAGUGACCAGGAGGAUAGUACCCUUAUCCUGGAGAAUUUCAGAAACAGUCCCCAGCCCUGCCUGCUGCCAUCACAGAGCUCAGACCAGUAUCCCAACAAAAACCUGCUGCCUCUCUUGGAGUUUGAAAGAGUGGUCUGUUCAACAUUAAAGAAGAAUUCCAAGCGAAACCCUAAAGUGGAUCGAGAAAUGCUGAAGGAAUUUAUCGCCAGUGGAAACUUUAGACUACAAAAUAUAAUUGGCAAGAAAAUGGGUCUGGAGCACCUCGAUAUCCUCAGUGAGCUCUCCCGUAGGGGAUUCAAACACCUUUUAGCUAAUAUUUUGACGAAGCUGGGCGACAUGGAUUUAAUAAAUUUGUCUAAAGUGAGCAAAAUUUGGAAGAAGAUAGUAGAAAGCGAUAAAAGAGCAUUCCAGCUAUACAGCAAAGCAAUGCAGAGAGUCCUUGAAAGCAGUAAGUUGUCACUGCACUCUUCAACCAGAGGAUACGUUGUGGGCAGAACUGCACUAACUUCUGUUCAGAAGUCAUCGACUUGGGCUCCUCCCAAAAAAGAUGCUCAAGCCAAGUUCCCCAGGCAGCGUGAUCAGAAAGGCUCUGCCUACAGCCGGCACAGUGAGUUCCUUGAGGUGGCCAAGACAUUAAAAAACAAUGAAAGCCUGAAAGCCUGUAUUCGGUGUAAUUUCCCUGCAAAAUAUGACCACUAUUUAGAGCGAGCUACCUGCAAACGGGAAAGCUGUGGAUUCGACUAUUGUACAAAGUGUCUGUGUGAUUAUCAUAAUAACACCAAAGACUGUUCGAAUGGCAAGCUCCUAAAAGCCAGCUGUAAAAUAACAACAGGCCCGUUGCCUGGAACUAAAAAGAGUAAAAAGAAUUUACAAAGAUUGUGACCCUUAGUAAUUCAAUUGUGGGUAAUCUUAAUUUCCACUUUUUAAAAAAUGUUAGAUUUUAACUUCAGAAGGUAAAAAUGUGUGGUGCCUUUUUGCCCCUUUGUGAAUAGAGGACAUGCAGCCUCUUAAAACAAUUAGUUUAAUGUUAAGAAAUUAAAUUUGUCCAUAUAAAUGCAAAGACUUAGAUCUUUUAAGAAAAAGAGAAACUGGAUAUCUAUUUGUAGUUAGAUGGUAAAAUAAGAUUGAUUGGAUUUUAUGGCAAGUGGAAGCUGUGAUUCUAUGGAGUCUAAAACAUGUGGUUCGAAGUUAGCAGCAUCUGUGAUGCUUUACCAAAUGUAUGUUGUGUUCAUGUCAACUUGAGUCUGUCCAUUUAAAUGUCUUAUCAGUGUGAGCCUUUUUCAGUGUUCAAAGUAUCGGUUGUAAAGUCUUGUUUAUUUCUGGUCUGUUUUAAUGUUUUUAUACCUGUAAAUAUUUGUUUUUACAUGCCAAAGAAAAUAAAUAUACAUAUAACUUUGUUUUGUUAAGAAUAAAAUUGUUAUAAGUUUA
Cricetulus griseus (Chinese hamster) is the source of this 1748-nucleotide messenger RNA. Lineage: Eukaryota; Metazoa; Chordata; Mammalia; Rodentia; Cricetidae. The record is from RefSeq and is a predicted model, not a curated record.